This is a messenger RNA of Tilletiopsis washingtonensis, 327 nucleotides long. Its product is annotated as cytochrome c C1. The transcript has 6 exons. Bases 1 to 327 code for a protein of 108 amino acids. Gene Ontology annotation, cellular component: mitochondrial intermembrane space. The record is from RefSeq and is a predicted model, not a curated record. Gene Ontology annotation, molecular function: electron transfer activity; heme binding. NCBI's taxonomy places the organism in Eukaryota, Fungi, Basidiomycota, Exobasidiomycetes, Entylomatales. Gene Ontology annotation, biological process: mitochondrial electron transport, ubiquinol to cytochrome c; mitochondrial electron transport, cytochrome c to oxygen.
AUGGGUUUCAAGUCCGGUGACUCGUCCAAGGGCGCCAGCCUCUUCAAGACGCGCUGCGCGCAGUGCCACACCGUCGAGCAGGGCGGCCCGAACAAGGUCGGCCCCAACCUCCACGGUCUCUUCGGCCGCAAGACCGGCCAGGUCGAGGGCUUCUCGUACACUGCCGCCAACGUGAACAAGGGUGUCACCUGGGAGGAGGAGACGCUCUUCGAGUACCUGGAGAACCCGAAGAAGUACAUCCCGGGCACCAAGAUGGCGUUUGCCGGCCUCAAGAAGGAGAAGGACCGCAACGACCUCAUCACCUACCUCAAGGAGUCGACGGCCUAA